AUGAGCGCCUUUCAGAACGGCGAGCGGCCCAUCCGCUCCAUGGGCGACGACAGCGACGUCGAGGAGGAGGCCCUGGUCAACGACUACAAGGAGCAGGUCCAGUACGAGGAUGGCAUGGGCGACGAGCUCGAGCGCGUCAGCUCCAUGACCAUGGCCCAGCAGACCGACGACAUCCAGUCCCGCCUCGUCGCCGCCGCCCAGCCCCUGGACUUCUCCGCGCCCCUCGAGGUCAAGUUCCAGAGCUACGACGCUUACUGCAACCUCUUCCACUUCAUCCUCAACUCCGAGGGCCCCGUCGACCUCGAGCCCCCGUCGUACUACUGGGCCUGGGAUGUCAUCGACGAGUUCAUCUACCAGUUCAACUCCUUCUCCUCCUACAGACUGCGCCUCGCGCGCCAGCCCAGGGACAACGAGGAGGAGCGCCAGAUCCUCAAGGAGAACCCCAACACCUGGGGCUGUUACAGCGUGCUCAACGUCCUCUACUCCCUCAUCCAGAGAUCGCAGAUCACCGAGCAGCUGGCCGCCAUGAAGCGUAACGAGGAACCCAUGGCCGUCGCGGGCGAGUACGGCUCCAAGAACCUGUACCGCAUGCUGGGAUACUUCUCCAUCAUCGGUCUGCUGCGUGUGCACUGUCUUCUCGGAGACUUCAGCCUCGCCCUCAAGACCCUCGACGACAUCGAGCUCAACAAGAAGGCCAUGUUCGCCCGCGUCAUGGCCGCUCACUUCACCACCUACUACUACGUCGGUUUCUCCUACAUGAUGAUGCACCGCUACGCCGAUGCCAUCCGCAUGUUCAGCCACAUCCUGGUCUACGUCUCGCGCACCAAGAACUUCCAGAAGAACGCCCAGUACGACUCCAUCACCAAGAAGAACGACCAGAUGUACGCAUUGAUCGCCAUCUGCGUUGCCUUCCACCCCACCCGUCUCGACGACACCAUCCACACCGCCCUGCGUGAGAAGUACGGCGACCAGCUCCUGAAGCUGCAGCGCGGCGGCCCCGACUCGCUCCCCAUCUUUGAGGAGCUGUUCCGCGCUGCCUGCCCCAAGUUCAUCUCCCCCGUCCCCCCGGAUUUCGACAACCCGGAGGCCAACGUUGACCCCAUUGACCACCACCUGUCGGUCUUCAUGGACGAGGUCAAGACCAACAUGUGGAACCCCACCGUCCGAUCCUACCUGCGCCUGUACACGACCAUGGACCUGAAGAAGCUCGCUGGUUUCCUGGAGGUGCAACCUGAGGAGCUCCGCUCGUUCCUCCUGGUCAACAAGCAGCGCACCAAGCAGCUGCGCUGGGCCGACCAGGGCCUGCUCGAUGGUGAAUGGGUCAACGUCAGUGACCUCGACUACGCCAUGCAAGGGGACCUGAUUCACAUUUCCGAGGCCAAGGUCGGACGCAAGUUGGUGGACUGGUAUCUGCGCAACCUGUCGCGGACAUACAACUAG
Molecule: messenger RNA, 1440 nt
Organism: Neoarthrinium moseri
Lineage: Eukaryota; Fungi; Ascomycota; Sordariomycetes; Amphisphaeriales; Apiosporaceae
Exons: 3
Coding region: 1-1440 (479 amino acids)
Biological process (GO): translational initiation
Cellular component (GO): eukaryotic translation initiation factor 3 complex; cytoplasm
Molecular function (GO): translation initiation factor activity
Source: RefSeq, a predicted model, not a curated record